AAUCAGUAGGCAUUGCCCGAUAAUAUUCUCCGGACGACCCGAUUGGUACAGUAGGAGUACUCGUACAUAUCCCUUCUUGCCACCUCCCUCACCAUUGCCUCUGCUCCAUUGUAUUUUACCCACUCUUGCUAAAGCUGCCAGAAUCAACAUACCCCCCCAUCACAACCGCUUCCCCCGCGUCUACCACCGACCAGAGGACAGGAGAAGGAUUCUCUCCCCGUGCAUGGAGUUUGGGCCAAGAAAUUGAUUCAUACGAGUAUUUAUUACGCUUACUCAUCAUGGCACCGUCACCGCCGCAAGCAUGGAAAACCGCUCUCUCUUUUAGGGAGAGGGUUGCCAUCGUCGAGCAUAUGUUUGUUCUCCUUUUCCCCCACCUCACCCCACCAACCAGCCAGCCAGCCAAAGUAACAUCGCUUCACAAUCAUGCGCGGUUCCGCCCCAAAUCAUUUUUCCUAGGAGGGAGAGUUUUUUGGCUCACAUGGCCAUCGUAGAGCCUCGUUGCUGGAGUUGUCCGAUCCGAACCUCGAGCACUCUAGUGCUCUGUCCUCAGCCCGAGCCAUCGAAGUCGAGUCCCACGAGGGGUCUUUCUCACAGGUAAUUCCGCCCCUAUCCCCGUUUAACGAGCUUGUUUCGUGUCGGUAUCUGUUUGAUGUGUUAUCAAUUACCCACGAUCGUUGGGCCGCAACCAACUGCACAGAUUCUCACUCGUGAAAACUAUAGGAGGAAUACACCCGCACUUGGGAGGCUAAGCUGCAAGAGCUCAAGGCAAAGUGUGUGGAGAGGCGGCUGGAGGCUCGGAAACCCCCUGCGGUUCCCGGAUCCGAUGACAUUUCCAAUGAUGCUGCUUCCCAGGACAUCCCGCACGCCACGGAUCGGGGAAUCACGAUUGGCCGCUUCACCGGCUGCAGACACCACAACUCGGGGAUAUUCUCGGACGUCUAUAAGGCUCUACUGAAGCCCAUGACUCUCGUGUCACCCGCCCAAUUCGUCGCCCUGAAAGUCACUACCCCUUCCAGAAUGGCCCCGCCACACGACUCCCACCGUGAGGCUAGAAUUCUUCAAAGAUCUGGGCACAAAUGCGUCGUCAAGCUCCUUGAGAAAUUCACGUUGUCGACGUCUCAGUUUGUCAUGGUGUUUCCUUUCUAUAACCAUAGCCUCGACACACUCCUUAAGUCGAAUGCCAAAUCUACCGGUGAACAGAUGACCGGUAUCCUUCAAGACGUUCUUUGCGCUCUUGAGCAUAUCCACUCAUUGGGGAUAAUCCAUCGCGAUGUCAAACCUUCCAAUAUACUCCUCAUGGACGCAGAUGGCCCUGCUGUCCUUGCGGAUUUCGGUAUCGCCUGGUCACCCAAUGAUCCCGAAUCCGAGCCCGCCGAGCGCAAGAUUACGGAUGUGGGGACUACCUGCUAUCGACCUCCUGAGAUUCUCUUCGGUCACACAGCUUAUAACACAUCACUAGAUAUGUGGGCAUUCGGAUGCGUCGUGGCAGAGUGCUAUACGGAUGGCCACGAGUCGCUAUUCGACGCUGGCGACUUGGGCAGCGAGUUGCAGCUUAUCGGAUCCAUCUUCAGGAAACUUGGGACCCCUACUCUGGAAACCUGGCCCGUCAGUAUCUCUACCCCUUUAGGAAGCGCCUACUAACCUUAGCUCAUGUUGUAGGAAUCAUCGAACUUCUCCGACUUUGGCAAGAUAUGCUUCAACAACUUUCCAGCCCAGAAAUGGGAGGACAUCUUGCCGAGAGCGCCAAGGGCUAUCACCGAGCUUCUAUCCGAAUUGGUAGUUUUUGAGAGUGGGGAUAGGCUUUCUGCCGCCGAGGUACGGCCCCCCACAUAUGGUGCUACAGUAUAUAUAUGCUGAUCCGCCGAAAAUAGGCGUUGGCUGCCGAUUUGUUCGAAUGAGGGGCCAAAUCCGACAAGCACCCAUGAUGUGUCUAGUGGGUUCCGUGGUAGAGCUUCACACAGGGCCACUUAGGAAUAACCAGGUCUAUCGAUAGCUCAUGUCUCCCUCUCUUAGUUUAACGGUACUUGUUUGUAUGUAGUCUCAAACAUCGUGCCACAAG
Messenger RNA from Tuber aestivum (summer truffle), 2059 nucleotides. The record is from the annotation of a GenBank genome assembly. Lineage: Eukaryota; Fungi; Ascomycota; Pezizomycetes; Pezizales; Tuberaceae.